AUGCCCAAAGGCGGUUCGAGACGUGACGAGCACCACUGCCCUCAACGCGGUCGUGGCAACUGCAGAUGGGCCCAUCAUCCCGUCCGUUAUUGCACCACACACUCUGAAAUGUGUCCACUCCACGACUUGCCUCACCAGACAUACCAGUCGUGUACCAGGUGUGAAGGUGAAAGAAAAGCCGCCGAAAGAGCUUUGAGAGAAUACCAGGAAAUCGAACAGACUUCAUCCCUCCACAACGACUUGGAUGUCAUGGAUGCCAUGAUUCCCGGACACUUCUUCCCUCACCACUUUCCCAACAAAGCUCAAGGACCCUUGGGAAACGUCGACGAUGUCUAUACAUCAACUUUGCUCUUCGUGGCUGGUCUGCUUGUGCUGUUGUUCUGGAGAAUUCCAUCGGCUUGA
Aureobasidium namibiae CBS 147.97 is the source of this 402-nucleotide messenger RNA. RefSeq lists its product as uncharacterized. NCBI's taxonomy places the organism in Eukaryota, Fungi, Ascomycota, Dothideomycetes, Dothideales, Saccotheciaceae. The transcript has 2 exons. The record is from RefSeq and is a predicted model, not a curated record. Bases 1 to 402 code for a protein of 133 amino acids.